CAAUAUGAAAAGGCGAUGGCUUAUUUUUUGAAUAAAAAUAUCAGGCAUCCUUCAAACGAUCAAGGAACAGCUGAUACAAAUCACAGUAUUUUAAGUAAUUUAAUUGUUGAAAUGUUUGAGUAA
This is a messenger RNA of Dentiscutata erythropus, 123 nucleotides long. The record is from the annotation of a GenBank genome assembly. NCBI's taxonomy places the organism in Eukaryota, Fungi, Glomeromycota, Glomeromycetes, Diversisporales, Gigasporaceae.